This is a messenger RNA of Ipomoea triloba (trilobed morning glory), 930 nucleotides long. Its product is annotated as protein translation factor SUI1 homolog 1. Gene Ontology annotation, molecular function: translation initiation factor activity; RNA binding. Gene Ontology annotation, biological process: translational initiation. The record is from RefSeq and is a predicted model, not a curated record. The coding region runs from base 295 to 639 and encodes 114 amino acids. Lineage: Eukaryota; Viridiplantae; Streptophyta; Magnoliopsida; Solanales; Convolvulaceae. The transcript is spliced from 5 exons.
UUCAUCCACCCAUAAAGACGUUGACGACAAGAAGAGAGGCAUGUAGUCCAAGGAACUGUGUGGUCAAUCUAUGCAUUCCAUCUUUUUCGCUUCUCGCUUCAUCCCUUCUUUUAUAAAUCCUCUUCACCUCCAUCUUCCUUCAUCAUCAUCAAUUCAUCAUCAUCAUCUCUCUCUCUCUCUUUCAUUCUUCCCAACCCCUUCUCGCACCAUAUUCUUCUUUCAACAAUUCAAGAAUCCCCCUCUUGCCCCCAGCUCCUGUCAGCAUUUCCCUCUUCUGUCCAGCAGCCAAGGUUCAUGUCUGAACUCGACAUCCACAUACCUACUGCCUUUGAUCCAUUUGCUGAUGCAAAUGCAGCUGAGAACUCAGGAGCGGGUGCAAAGGAAUAUGUUCACAUCCGCAUUCAACAGCGCAAUGGCCGGAAAAGCCUGACAACCGUACAAGGUUUGAAGAAGGAGUUCAGCUAUACCAAGAUUCUGAAAGACCUCAAGAAAGAGUUUUGCUGCAAUGGCACUGUUGUCCAGGACCCUGAACUUGGACAGGUUAUCCAGCUCCAAGGUGAUCAGAGGAAGAAUGUCUCCACCUUCCUUGUUCAGGCUGGGAUUGUUAAGAAGGAGCACAUCAAGAUUCAUGGUUUCUGAAUUGCUUGUUUUCCUGCAAUCAGCUCUUCUGCUGCUGAUCUGGAAUGUUACCAAUGUUUCAUUGUAUAUAUAUAUGUUGUACCUAAUCUUUAGUGUUGUUAUGUUUUUUAAUUUUGAAGAAAAAAAAUGUGAAGAACAAUGUUAUUUCAUAGAAUGAAGCAUGCAUAUGAUCUUUUGUACAUAUUGUCUCAAAUUAUGUAAUGCUUAUUUCACUGUUGAUCACUAGAUUGUAUAUAAUCUUUUGUACAUAUUGCCUCAAACUAUGUAAAGCUUAUUCCACUUCGAUCACUA